Helicoverpa zea (corn earworm) is the source of this 4346-nucleotide messenger RNA. RefSeq names its product ATP-binding cassette sub-family C member 4-like. The transcript is spliced from 25 exons. NCBI's taxonomy places the organism in Eukaryota, Metazoa, Arthropoda, Insecta, Lepidoptera, Noctuidae. Bases 110 to 4219 code for a protein of 1369 amino acids. Gene Ontology annotation, cellular component: membrane. The record is from RefSeq and is a predicted model, not a curated record. Gene Ontology annotation, biological process: transmembrane transport. Gene Ontology annotation, molecular function: ABC-type transporter activity; ATP hydrolysis activity; ATP binding.
CGUCAGUCUGAACGAAACGCGCUACCCGUGCGCAGGAGUUCCGCGGAACUCUUCACACAUGCUGAAAACUAUGGUUUUGUUAUAUUAAGUUAAUGUAGUGAUUGUUACAAUGGGUACAAAGAAAGACGCUAAGAACGGGACGGGCGAGAAAAUACCACCGCCCCCGCCACCGCCAAAACAAAAGGAUGUGCCAAACACGUUUUUGAGGACGUUAUUUUGCUGGAUGCUACCUAUAUUUUAUUUUGGCAAUCGAAGGGACUUGGAGCAGCAUGAUCUGCCACCACCAAAAAAUAUGUAUAAUUCUAAAGUGGUAGGAGAUAGACUGGAGAGAAAUUGGCUAAAUGAAGAAAGAGAGGCAAAAAGCGAAGGACGGAAGCCAAAGUUCGUGAGAGUUCUAGUAAGGACAUUUUUCUGGUCUUUCAUACCAGGUGGUUUGAUGCAAUUUACUUCAAUAGCUUUAAGAACGGCGUCUCCAUUGCUGUUCAGCCAGUUACUUCAGUACUGGUCAGUAGACUCGACGAUGGCUCGAGAGACAGCCAUGUACUAUGCCCUGGGAAUGAUCCUCGCCAACUGGUUGUCGUCUUUCAUGAACCACCACGGAGCACUGUACUGCCAGCAGUUCGGUAUGAAGAUAAGGUGUGCUGUUGGCUCUUUAAUGUUUAGAAAGAUAAUGCGUAUGAGCAACGGUUCCCUGGGUGAGACGACAGCGGGUAAAGUUGUGAACUUGCUGUCAAACGACCUGCAGAGGUUCGACUUGGCGAUGAUGUUCCUUCACUAUGUGUGGAUCAUACCUCUGCAAGUGGCCGCGGUCAUAUACCUCGGGUACUUGCAGGUGGGGACCGCUGCCUUCAUCGGCUUUGCGGCUUUAAUCCUCAUUGCUCUGCCUUUCCAGGGUGGUUUGGGUCAGUACUUAGGUAAACUUCGACUUCGUACAGCUGAAAAAACGGACAACAGAAUAAAAAUUAUGAGCGAAGUUAUUAAUGGAAUACAGGUGAUAAAAAUGUAUGGAUGGGAGAUUCCUUUCCAAAAUGUGGUGGGACAGAAGCGUGCAGAUGAGUUGAAGGAGGUGAAAAGAGCUACCAUAGUGAGGACAGUGUUCCUCGGGUUCAUGAUGUUCACGGAGAGAACUGCGCUCUUCCUAACUGUGCUCACAUACGUCUUGCUUGGAAACGUCAUGUCGGCGAAUGUCUUCUACCCGCUGCAGCAGUUCAUGAACGCGGCUCAAGUGAACGUUACAUUAAUCUUGCCGCUGGUAUUGUCUUUCACUGCAGAGCUCUUGGUCUCUCUGGGAAGGGUUGAGAAAUUUCUGGCGUUGCAGGACAGGCCCGACUUGACGGGGCAGUCGGAGGAGGUCUCGUCCAACUUGUUCCGCAACAUGUCGGCGAAAGAUAACUUGGACAACUUGGAGAUGAAUGGCUCCGUACGACCACUCUCGUACCAUCGCAAAUCGGAUGGAGCGCCUAUAGGGCCUACCUUAGGGGCAGAGCUCAAAAAGUCUCCUAACCCGAAGUUUGCGAGGAGUGUAUCAUAUCAGGACGACACUGCUUUGGUAGUGCACGAUGUAUCCGCUAGUUGGACAGGGGACCCCAAUGCUUUGGCCCUCAAGAAUAUUUCUAUGAGACUACGUAAAGGAAAACUUUGUGGUAUCAUCGGCGCCGUUGGCUCUGGAAAGUCCUCGAUUCUGCAACUUCUACUAAAAGAAUUGCCUUCGGCGACUGGCAGUGUUUCAAUAUACGGCAAGAUCUCGUACGCUUGCCAAGAGGCGUGGCUGUUCCCCAGCACCGUUCGGGAGAAUAUACUUUUCGGUUUGCCUUAUGAACCCGAAAAAUAUAAGAAGGUAUGCCGCGUGUGUGCGCUGGAGAAGGACUUCAAGCAGUUCCCGUACAGCGACCAGACGCUGGUCGGGGAGAGGGGGGUGUCGCUCUCAGGAGGCCAGCGAGCCAGAAUCAAUUUGGCGCGCGCUGUUUACAGAGAAGCAGACAUUUAUCUCUUGGACGAUCCGCUGUCAGCGGUGGACGCGAACGUGGGUCGUCAGCUGUUCGAAGGCUGCAUCAACGGCUACCUGCGCGGGCGCACUCGAAUACUUGUCACUCAUCAGAUACACUUCCUCAAAGCUGCCGACUAUAUCGUGGUUUUAAAUGAAGGUCGUAUUGAAAACAUGGGAACAUUUGAAGAACUGGUAAAUUCUGGCAAGGAAUUCUCUAUGAUGCUCUCACAACUGCAGGAAGGCAAGGAGAAGGACUCUGACAGUUUAGGAUCACGGAGCAUUGAAGAGAAAGAUAGGCCUGCACUGAAGACCAUGGCCAGCGUGACAGAAGAAGAUGACGGGGAGGAGUUUGAAGCUCAGAAGAUGGAAGAAGAAGAGAGGCAGUCAGGCAACCUGCGGUGGGAGGUGAUCGCCGCGUACUUUAAAGCUGGAGGGAACGCCUGUUUCAUAUUGUUUGCUCUGUCCAUGAUCGUGCUGUCUACGACCAGCGCAGCUUCUGUUGACUACUGGGUCAGUUAUUGGACAAAUCAGAUGGCUGUGUACGAGGAGUCCUUGGGCGGUGCUGAUAUAGAUCCCGGCUUAGAUGUGCAAGUAGGCAUAUUCACGAUAGCCCAGUACUUAAUAAUCCAUGGUGCACUUGUGGCGAUGUGCAUCGCCAUAAUAAACUUGCGAGUGUUUCCCUUCGCCUACCUCUGCGUCAACGCGUCCAGUAACCUGCAUAACACCAUGUUCUCCACCAUGCUGAAGGGGAUCAUGCGUUUCUUUGACACCAGCUCAUCAGGUCGUAUAUUGAAUCGGUUUACAAAAGACAUGGGUGCUCUCGACGAAAUCUUGCCACGGACACUGUUGGACGUGCUUCAAAUCUACGGAACCCUGACUGCUAUUCUCGUCCUGAACGCCAUAGCUCUAUACUGGACCCUGUUACCCUCAGCUGUGCUUCUUAUUUUGUUCAUCUUUAUGGUCCGGAUUUAUUUGAAAGCAGCGCAGGGUAUAAAACGAUUGGAAGGAACAGCCAAAAGUCCAAUGUUUGGUACAGUGACGUCAUCGCUCAGUGGCAUAUCUACCAUCAGAUCAGCAAAUGCCCAGAAGUGGCUUAUUGAACAGUUUGAUAUGAAUCAGGACUUGCACACCACUUCAUGGAACAGCUACUUGAAUGGAGGCACCACAUUCGGGUUCUACUUAGACACCAUGUGUUUGAUAUACAUGACCACUGUCAUAGGCGUCUUCCUGUUUGUUGAUUUCGGCGACACGAUCCCCGUGGGCAGUGUAGGUCUAGCGGUGACACAGAGCAAUAUGUUGACGAUCAUGCUGCAGCACGGAGCGCGCAUGUUAGUGGAGUUCCUCGCGCAGCUGACCAGCGUCGAGCGCAUUCUGCAGUACACACGCAUUGACACAGAACCUAACUUGUUCCAAGGAAAAAUCGAAAUGCCCUCAUCAUGGCCUUCUCAAGGAAAAAUUGUCUUUCAAAAUGUGUAUCUACGAUAUGCGCCAAAUGAACAACCCGUAUUAAAGAACCUGAACCUUGUCAUAGAAAGUGGACAUAAGGUCGGAAUAGUAGGACGCACGGGAGCUGGCAAAUCUUCCCUGAUAUCAGCUCUGUUCAGAUUUGCCUACAUCGACGGAUUAAUAUCGAUUGACGGACUCGAUACUUCGCUGGUUUCGCGCCAGGGACUGCGAUCAAAAAUUUCAAUUAUACCGCAAGAACCAAUCCUGUUCUCUGCUACAAUCCGAUAUAACUUGGAUCCGUUUGACAUGUACAGCGAUGAUGACCUCUGGAGAGCUCUCGAACAGGUUGACCUAAAAUCGGCUAUCCCAUCAUUAGACUUUAACGUAACCGAAGGUGGGUCUAAUUUCUCAGUGGGCCAGCGACAGUUGAUGUGCUUGGCGCGUGCUGUACUACGAUCCAAUCAGAUUUUAAUAAUGGACGAAGCUACCGCGAACGUAGAUCCUCAGACGGACAGCUUCAUCCAGGAAACGAUCCGUCGGCAGUUCGUGUCAUGCACCGUGCUGACGAUCGCUCAUAGACUCAACACUAUCAUGGACUCGGACAAGGUGCUGGUGGUGAGCAGCGGCGAGAUCGCGGAGUACGACCACCCGUACGUGCUGCUGUCCGACCCCGACAGCCACUUCUCCGCCAUGGUGCGCGAGACCGGCGAGAAGAACAGUGCCAACCUAUUCCGAAUUGCCAAAGACUGUUAUUUUCAAAGCAAUCUGAAAGAAAACGCAAGAUAAACAAAACGAACUUCCAAUAAACUAGUGAUUAAUAGAUUAAGCUGUGCAUUAUAUUAGUGAAUAGCAAUCCAUCGAGUAGGCAGGUAAUGAAACUCGCUUUUAAGGUUAAAUUAAUUAAUUAAUAUAA